GUCAUGCGCGCACAAGUGAUGUCAUGGACCUGUCAGUCAGGUUUCCUCGCUCAAUCUCCGCCCGAUUGUCUGCCUUUUGGACAACGGGAAAACUGGUGUCUUAUCCGCUCUUGGCAUCAUCGUAGGGGUGGCGGGGUUUGGCCUAAGGUCGUCCGUCAAACAGUCCUGCAUGCAGCGUCAUUGCCCACAUGUCUCCGCCAAACCGGUUGACAAACUCCGCGUCCUCGUCCUAUUCCCGGAAAAAGUAGCGAACUGUAUAUAUCUCCAGGCCGUUGCGUUAAGCAGGCGCGAGAGCCGAUAGUCUCAACAGAUCCCCGCGAGAAGUAGUGUAUAUAAGUAGGCUAAGGUCGACGAGCGUAGUAGCUCGCCUCCCUCGUAGCAAUCAAUCCACUCACGAGCAGCUUCUCAAACUUCGUGUUGUCGCCCACUUAUCCGGUCUCCAUCUCCGCAACCUCAUCGAAUCAUGCCUCGUUAUCUGGGUUGGGGCUGGUUACCGCUCUGCGCAACGCUCGCUUGGUCUGCUACAAUCCUGACAUUGCUAAUAUUGUGGACUGCAAAUGGUACACCGCAUUACAAGCAGGAUGAUGCUGACAUCGUUUACAUCUCUGAUGUUGGCGCAAAAUAUAAAGCCUUCUUUAUCGUCGGCACGGCGACCACAGCGGUCUUCUUCAUCCUAACCCUCAUCACCGAGUACCGCCUCCGCCGCGCCGAACGCCUCGUCACCUUCCACCACCCUCGCGCAAAAUUCGACUCCAUCCUUGCUCUCCUCUUUGGCGCCAUCUCCGGGAUCGCGCUCACCAUGCUCGCCGUCUUCGACGCAAACAACCAUUCGACGGUACAUUGGAUCCUGACGCUGAUCUUCAUUUUCGCGUUGGGCGUCUCGGCCGCGUUCACAGUGGGCGAGCUGAAGCGCUUGUGCCGGAUUGCUAAUGGUGGGGCCAACGGAGCGGUGGGCGUCGAGGCCGGGUACGGCGCAUCACCAUCGUCGACCAUCACACCAUACAACCCGCACUUCGCCCACCAGCUUCGCCGCAGCUUCAUCAUCAAAACCGUCAUCGUCGUCCUCGCCUUCCUCGGGAUCAUCGCUAUGAUCGUUCUCAUGAGCGUUUGCCGCAACAACACAACCACGGGCCGACCCAUAACGGCCAAAUGCAACACCUCACACUCUGCUGCUGCUGUCGUGGAAUGGGCGCUUGCAGUUCUUGCCGCGGUGUACUUUGCAACGCUGGUGUGGGAUCUAAGACAGGCGGUGUUGACGUCGACGAAGGGUGUUGCGAGGCCGGGGACGCAGAUGGGGGAUCAGAGGGGUUCUGUGGCCACGCUUCAACCCUAGGAGUUGAAGCGUGGCUUUGGUCGCUGGACAAAUCACCGCUCGUCGCUCAAUGUCAUCGCUACGUUGCAGUGGUACCAUACCGCCUUCAUCGCACCUUGACAAUCUCAACAUAAACCAUUUCCCAACCUUCGAUACAUGUAGUUUUUUUCACUUUCAUUUCUUUACAUACGCUGUACCAUCAAAACUUCUUUAAUAUACCCAUUACGAGACC
This is a messenger RNA of Fimicolochytrium jonesii, 1544 nucleotides long. Its product is annotated as Frag1/DRAM/Sfk1. The record is from RefSeq and is a predicted model, not a curated record. NCBI's taxonomy places the organism in Eukaryota, Fungi, Chytridiomycota, Chytridiomycetes, Spizellomycetales, Powellomycetaceae. The transcript has 2 exons. Gene Ontology annotation, cellular component: plasma membrane. Bases 464 to 1333 code for a protein of 289 amino acids.